Molecule: messenger RNA, 2353 nt
Organism: Blepharisma stoltei
Lineage: Eukaryota; Ciliophora; Heterotrichea; Heterotrichida; Blepharismidae
Source: the annotation of a GenBank genome assembly
AUGAAGAAUUCCAUUCAACUCAAAGGGAAAUCGCUUGAGGAAAUUAAUUUAUCCCUUCUUUACCACCCGAGACUUGUGAAUAACCCUGUGUUCCAAAAUUUAAAAGCAGAAGUGGAAAACUACUAUAAUGAAAGAAAAGAUAAACUAACAGAAAGAAAUUUCCAGCCGCAUAACUGGAAAAACCGGUUUUUUACUUCAUUGCAUGGACUGCUAAAUGAAGUCGUUUAUACUGAUAUAGCCUCGGAUGGCUUUGGCUCGUCCUGGACUACCUACUUCCGUCCAAAUCAUGAUUCAGAACUAAAAGCUAUCAAACUAGCUCGACGAGUUAGCGAGUAGUGACUAUAAUCAUAAUUGUCAACUCAUUUAUUAGUUUGCCAAUUUUUGGCUUUGAAUCAACUCCACGAGGUGACCGAAAAUUGGUAGCCCAAGCCUAGCUAAAAGCUGCCUGGGCUAUAAUCCAGAAAUUCAGCUGCAACUGUUAGGAAAGGUGAAGGCUUGAUAUGAAAAUAAAUUAUUGGAUAAUACUAAAUUUCCUGAAAUAAAAUCAAGAACAAUCGAAAUAAAAGAUCCCGAGGCUGAGGAUAAUGUAAAACCGCUUGAAGAACCUAAAAUAAUAUCGAAAGAUAUUGAAAGAAAAAUCGAAUCUCCUUCAAGAAUAACACCGUACAUACCAAAAGCCAUUAAAAUCAUCGAAAAACCAAAUAAGCAAGAUAAAAUUAUAAAAAGCGAUAUGUUUGGUUUAAAACUCCCAAAAAGAAGCAAAACCGCCUGAAUGAAUAGACCGAAGACUACAAUAAAAAUGCUUACUUCCCUUCGCUUUAAAUUGGAACAGCCAAAAUCGUUUCAAGAAUAAUUUUUGUUACUCCCCCCAUCCUUGAUCGAACGACUCGCCAUCGUUCGAUCAAGGAUGGGGGUUUAAAAAAAAUUUUUUUGGGAAAACAAUUUUAUAUAUAUAUUUUUUUUAUUUACUUUUAAAUAAGAGGGUUAAGGGUAUUUAAAUAAUAUUUUUAGAGCAAAAAAUUUAAUUAAUUUCAUAAAAAUACCAAUUUUUAAUAUUUUGAUUUAUUAGUUACCCCUUUAAACUGUAUAAAUUUUAAUUUGUUCCUUAUUAAAUUAAUUUUUUUUUUUAAAAUUUUAAAGAUCUCUAUUUUAUUAGAUUAUUAAUUUUUUAAGCCUAGAUUGAUGACUAAAUCACUUCGUAUAGUUGAUUUCAAAGCUUUCUGUCGUCUCAAAGUCCCUGAAAACAACUUCAUUAGGUGCAUCUUCCCAAGCUUUUGAUAACUUAUAUAUUUUUAUAUAUAUAAAAGUUGCAUGAUAUGAAAAUCGUUCGAUGAUGGGGGUUAAUUUCCCCGAUUUUUAGGAAUUUUUACAGUCAAUCGUUCGAUCAAGGAUGGGGGGGAGUUAGCAAAAAAUUUAUAUAUUUUUAAAAAUUUUUCGAUUCAAAGUGCUAAAUUUGUUUAAAUAGCGUUCUACUUACAGUACACCCUUAUAAUAGAACAAAUUUUAGGUUGGUUUUAGAUUUUUUUGACAUUAAAUUGGAUAUCAAAGCUAUUUACAUAGAAAAUAAAAUUUUUUACAUAUCAAAAAAUAAAAUUAUUAUCCAAUUUGCAAAAAAUUUAAUCUUUUUUAAAGGGGGGAUUUAGAGAGAAGCGAGCAAUGAAAAAUGAGCCUAAAAACUCAGAUUCAUCAUCAGAUGAUUCUGAGCCAUCAAACAAUAUUCCACAAAUAAAAGAUGAAAAUCAAUCGUUUACUACUCAAGAUGGCAACACAAGAAUUUACAAUUUCAAAUUAAAAUCGCUUUCUCUUUCAUAUGCGACAGACCAUAAUAGUGACAGUCCUAAUAAUUCUCCAUUGCUCCCACAUAUAAAUCAUGCAUAUUCAAGCACCUAUGAGCCUGAUGUGCUACCGAAUAAAAAAGAAGAAAGAAAAUCAUUUAUGAGUUCAAUGGAUUCUUCAUGUAGGUCAUCGUCAACUGAAAGACAUGUCCAAACUGCAUUUCCUAUGUCUAGAGACCAUAAUAGCCAACUAAAUGAGCUUAUCUCAAUAAAAAAUAAACUUGCUUCUAAAAAACUUCCUUGCACAAUGGAUGUUUUAGAAAUUGGUCUCCUUUCUACGAACCGGGAUAUAGAAAUUGCAUUUGACCCUGCAAAUCUUCCUAGAGGAGGCGAAAUGCUGAUUAACAAUCCUUUCCUUAAGAUUAAAAAGAAGAAAGGUAGCUUUCCCUGGCUUGAUAACAAAACAAUAAGAAAAAACUUUACUUUGGGAUAGUUAGGCAAAAAUUUUUUUUAAUAUAAUUUUUUUUUUUCAUAAAGAUGAAAGUAAGAAAAAAGGCAAGAAAAAGAAAAAACUUUAA